CGACGUGAUGAGAUGAUGCGGAACCCAUAAAUACGCACAAACUGGAGUAGGUACUUCGUAACCUGUCUCCUUAUAGAGAGCAAGUUUGAUCCAAUUAUCGUUUAGCUCGGCGAAGAGCUGAAAGACUAUCCCUUCUCAUUUAUGGAAUCUAUGGAAAGAUAGCACAGCCUACCAACAGGAGACUGCCUUAGGCACCCAAGUAUUCUGCACGUGUAGGUUGGACUACUUUCCUGUCCUGUGCGGCGCAGCAUGGAUCCAACUCCGCGAGACUACCUACCGGGUUGUCUGGGUUUAGGUACUAGGUAAUAUACUCAGAUAUCCGGAAUCGAGCCCCUUAUUCAAAUAGAAGCUCAAGUCCACGAUGCGUUUCAGAUAUUAUUGUGUCUUGUCAUCACAAGUUCAGACACUCGCUUGUCUCACCUUAAUAGCACACCCCCCUUUUCUUUAGCUGUUGUUUGUCUCGAGCUAUCGAGAUGAAGCCCACGAUGCAGACCAAUCUGUUCCUGGCCACACUCCUCGGCCGUCUUGCUACGGCUCAAACUCCCCCGAGCUUCGAUUGGGACUCCAUCAGCCCGUCGACUUCACUUGCGUACACGGACUGCUACGGUGCUUUCAAGUGUGCCAAGCUAUCUGUGCCGCUCGACUGGCUUGACGAAUCGUCAAAUGGUACCAACGGUACCGACCGUGUGAGCCUCGCUAUUCUCAAGCUCCCUGCUGUCGUCAAUGACACCGAUCCUACCUUUGGCGGCACCAUCAUCACCAACCCGGGCGGCCCCGGAGGUUCCGGAGUCGAGUUCGUUCUCUUAGCAGGAAGCAGGAUGCAAAGUGUCGCCGACGGCGAAAAACACUACGAGAUCCUGUCCUUUGACCCUCGCGGUGUUGGUUUCACUGAGCCCAAGAGCGACUGCUACAACGACGAGUUCUCACGUGCUGUGACCUCCAUCCAGCAGCGCUCCCUCGGCCCUCUCACCGGCGGCCUCGAGAUCAUCCGGCGCCAAAGAGCGCUCUACGACGCCUACGGGCGCCUCUGCGAGCGCGGCCCCGACAUCCACCGCUACAUGACCACGUCCAGCGUGGCGCGGGACAUGGUUGAGAUCAUCGACAAGAUCGACGAGCUUCGACAGAAGGAGGCUCAGAGCUCGGUGCCGCGCUAUCGUAGAGGAGCCUCGCAGCAGUUCCAGACGCGCCAGGAGAAGGACCUGCCCCGGAUCCAGUAUUGGGGAUUUUCGUACGGCACGGUCCUCGGAAACUACUUUGCUUCGAUGUUCCCUGGCCGUGUUGGCCGCAUGAUACUCGAGGCUGUCGUGGAUGUCCAUGAUUACUACAGUGCCGCCUGGGAAAAGAACCUGAUCGACACGGAGAGCGACUACAACACGCUCUUCACGACCUGCUUCGACGGCAAAGCCAACUGCGCCCUGUACCAGCCCACCGACAGCAGCGCCUCCGACAUCCGCGCGCGCUUCGACGCCUUCCUCGCCUCCCUCGACGCCACCCCCGCGCAGUACGUGUCCCCCGACUCCAACAACAUCGAGCAAUUCACGCGCGACGACAUCCUCGGCAUCGUCUUCUCGACCCUCUACCAGCCCCUCCUCUACUUCCCCACCCUCGCCUCGGGUCUCGCGCAGGCCAUGGAAGGGAACCUCACCGCCGUCUACCAGACCCUCACCCAGGUCCCGCGCUCGUCCGCGGGGUACUGCCCGACCCCCGCGCCGACCGAGUACACGUGGGCCAGCGACGCGCUCGCCGGCAUCGGCUGCGGCGACGCCGAGCCCCAGGCCGCGUCGACCGUCGCCGGCUUCGCGGGGUACCUCGGCACGCUCGAGGCGCAGUCGCCGCACUUCGCCGCCAGCUGGGCGCACAUCCACCUGACCUGCGACACGUGGCGCGUGCGCCCGGCGUACCGGUUCGCGGGCCCGUGGACGACGCCGGCGCCCACCGGCGCCAACGCGUCCGCCGAGGCCGGGAGGCCGGCGGCGCCGAUCCUGUUCCUGUCGAGCCUGCACGACCCCGUCACGCCGCGCGCGAACGCCGUCGCGAUGGCGGCGGAGCACCCCGGCGCCGCGGUGCUGACGCAGGCGAAUGCGGGGCACGGGACGCUGGAGGUGCCGGGGAAGUGCAGGGACGACUAUGUGAAGGUCUACUUGGCGACGGGCGAGGUGCCGCCGGCGGACACGGUUUGCGAGCCGGAUUGCGAGCCGUUUCAGCCGUGCGCGGAGUUGGAGGCGGGGGCGGCGGCGAAGAGGUCGUUGGGGAAGAGGGCGGGUGAUGGGGCGCCGGAGUGGCCGCCGAGGAGGCGGCUGCCGUUGAGUGUGGUGUAGAUACCUAGUAGAGGUGGAGGUGAUUGUUAAGGGGGUAAAGGGUAUGAGUUGGGUAUUGGGUAUCAUAGACGGGCUAAUUGGGCGCUUUGAAUGAAUAGGGAUGGGUGGACGGAUGGAUGGAAUACUUAUGAUGGAUGGGCAAACGUGUAAUUACGAAGCAGUGGAUAGAGAUAUAUACAGUUGAAAGUAC
Molecule: messenger RNA, 2508 nt
Organism: Hypoxylon fragiforme
Lineage: Eukaryota; Fungi; Ascomycota; Sordariomycetes; Xylariales; Hypoxylaceae
Product: TAP-like protein-domain-containing protein
Exons: 3
Coding region: 474-2318 (614 amino acids)
Source: RefSeq, a predicted model, not a curated record